Messenger RNA from Hibiscus syriacus, 1260 nucleotides. Its product is annotated as equilibrative nucleotide transporter 3-like. The transcript is spliced from 8 exons. Gene Ontology annotation, cellular component: plasma membrane. Gene Ontology annotation, molecular function: nucleoside transmembrane transporter activity. Gene Ontology annotation, biological process: nucleoside transmembrane transport. The record is from RefSeq and is a predicted model, not a curated record. The coding region runs from base 1 to 1260 and encodes 419 amino acids. NCBI's taxonomy places the organism in Eukaryota, Viridiplantae, Streptophyta, Magnoliopsida, Malvales, Malvaceae.
AUGAGGGGUGUUGAUGGAGGAGAGUCGCUUUCAAGGCUUGAGGGAAAGUUUAGGGCAAUGGUGAUUUGUUGGGUUCUUGGGUUCGGAUCUCUCAUCUCUUGGAAUAGCGUGCUGACAAUGGGAGAUUAUUACUAUCAUCUAUUCCCGAAUUACCAUCCUUUAAGGAUGCUUCCCCUCGUUAAUCAACUCUUUUCAUUUGGAGCAACGACAAUUCUGACGUACAACGAAUCAACGAUCAAUACUAGGUGGAGGAACAUAUCUGGAUAUUUACUUUACUUUGCAAGUACUUUCAUGCUCAUAGUAUUGGAUGUAGCCACAUCUGGAAGAGGAGGACUUGGUUCUUUCGUCAGUACAUGUGCAAUCGUCGCCGUUUUUGGAGCUGCGAAUGCCUUAGUUCAAGGUGGAAUGAUCGGCGAUUUAUCUUUCAUGCUCCCUGUGUUUAUGCAGUCCUUCCUUGCCGGUUUGGCUGCAGCUGGGACCUUAACCUCUGGUUUAAGGCUUAUCACAAAAGCAGCCUUUGAAAUGUCUGAAGAUGGUGUUCGUAAAGGCACAAUGUUAUUUCUAGCCAUUUCUACAUUCUUUCAGUUGCUUUGUAUCCUUCUGUACACAUAUUUCUUCCCCAAAUUGCCGGUAGUGAAGUACUUCCGCGCCAAGGCAGCCUCAGAAGGAUUGAAAACUGUAUUAGGUGAUCUCGCAGCAGCCGGUAUCGAAACACAAACAGACCCACAUGAAGAUAGUGUGAAACAGGUUGAGAGGCUAAGCAACAAACAAUUAUUCUAUCAGAACAUAGAUUAUGCGCUCGAUCUGUUUCUGAUAUUCGCCUUGACAUUAUCAAUUUUUCCCGGAUUCUUAUACGAAGACACCGGAAAACAUAAACUGGGUACAUGGUAUCCACUUGUGCUGGUAGCGGUUUUCAACACAUGGGAUCUGAUAUCAAGAUAUUUUCCCCUGGUGGAAUUGCUGAAGAUAGAGUCGAGGAAAUGGCUUAUGAUUGCAACACUCAGUUGUUUCUUACUUGUAUCGGCUUUUUACUUCACCGGAAAGUAUGGCGACCAGGGAUGGAUGAUAUUUCUCGUAUCCUUCCUGGGAUUAGUAAACGGUCACCUUACAGUUUGUGUAUUGAUUUCUGCACCUAGAGGUUACAAGGGGCCUGAGCAAAAUGCCUUGGGCAAUAUACUAGGAUUAUGUAUAGUAACUGGGAUACUCGCAGGGGUAGCCCUGGAUUGGUUGUGGCUCAUUGGUAAAAAUAAUGCCUUUUAA